This is a messenger RNA of Myotis brandtii (Brandt's bat), 3992 nucleotides long. It is a transcript of the gene ABCB7, whose product is annotated as ATP-binding cassette, sub-family B (MDR/TAP), member 7. The transcript is spliced from 15 exons. The record is from RefSeq and is a predicted model, not a curated record. Lineage: Eukaryota; Metazoa; Chordata; Mammalia; Chiroptera; Vespertilionidae. Bases 52 to 2232 code for a protein of 726 amino acids. Gene Ontology annotation, molecular function: ABC-type transporter activity; ATP binding; ATP hydrolysis activity. Gene Ontology annotation, biological process: intracellular iron ion homeostasis; transmembrane transport. Gene Ontology annotation, cellular component: mitochondrial inner membrane.
CCUCCAGUGUCCCACAAUCCUCUGCUCUCGCUUCCUCUUUCCUCGCUCAAGAUGGCGCUGCUCGCGAUACAUUCCUGGCGCUGGGCUGCCGCGGCGGCUGCUUUCGAAAAGCGUUUGCACUUCGCGAUUCUGAUCCGGCCUCUAGUCUCUGUGCGCGGAUCAGGUUCGCAGCGGGGGUCACGUCAGCUCGGCGUCCCAGGAACUGCUCGAAUUUCCCAGGCUCUCCAAGCAUGGCCGCUGAUAGAAAAGAGGACAUGUUGGCAUGGUCACGCAGGAGGAGGACUCCACACAGACCCGAAAGAAGGGUUAAAAGAUGUUGAUACUCGGAAAAUCAUAAAAGCAAUGCUUUCUUAUGUGUGGCCCAAAGACAGGCCAGAUCUACGAGCUAGGGUUGCCAUUUCCCUGGGAUUUUUGGGUUGCGCAAAGGCCAUGAAUAUUGUGGUUCCUUUCAUGUUUAAAUAUGCUGUAGACAACCUCAACCAGAUGUCAGGAAACAUGCUGAACCUGAGUGAUGCACCAAAUACAGUUGCAACCAUGGCAACGGCAGUUCUGAUUGGCUAUGGUGUAUCAAGAGCUGGAGCUGCCUUUUUUAAUGAAGUUCGUAAUGCAGUAUUUGGCAAGGUAGCCCAAAAUUCAAUACGAAGAAUAGCCAAAAAUGUCUUUCUCCAUCUUCACAACCUGGAUCUGGCUUUCCACCUCAGCAGACAGACAGGAGCUUUAUCGAAGGCUAUCGACAGAGGGACAAGGGGUAUCAGUUUUGUUCUGAGUGCUUUAGUAUUUAAUCUUCUUCCCAUUAUGUUUGAGGUCACUCUUGUCAGUGGUAUUUUGUAUUACAAAUGUGGUGCCCAGUUUGCAUUGGUGACUCUUGGGACACUUGGUGCAUACACAGCAUUCACAGUUGCCAUCACCCGGUGGAGAACUAGAUUUAGAAUAGAAAUGAACAAAGCUGAUAAUGAUGCAGGUAAUGCUGCCAUAGAUUCGCUGCUGAAUUAUGAAACUGUGAAGUAUUUUAAUAAUGAAAACUAUGAAGCACAAAGAUAUGAUGGAUUUUUGAAGACAUAUGAGACUGCUUCAUUGAAAAGUACCUCUACUCUGGCUAUGCUGAACUUUGGUCAAAGUGCUAUUUUCAGUGUUGGUUUAACAGCUAUAAUGGUGCUUGCCAGUCAGGGAAUUGUGGCAGGUACCCUUACCGUUGGAGAUCUAGUAAUGGUGAAUGGACUACUUUUUCAGCUUUCAUUACCCUUGAACUUUCUGGGAACUGUAUAUAGAGAAACUAGACAAGCACUCAUAGAUAUGAAUACCUUGUUUACAUUACUCAAGGUAGACUCCCGAAUUAAAGACAAAGUGAUGGCAUCUCCCCUUCAGAUCACACCACAGACAGCUACGGUGGCCUUUGAUAAUGUGCAUUUUGAAUACAUUGAGGGGCAGAAAGUUCUUAGUGGAAUAUCUUUUGAAGUCCCUGCAGGAAAGAAAGUGGCCAUUGUAGGAGGUAGUGGGUCAGGGAAAAGCACAAUAGUGAGGCUGUUGUUUCGCUUCUAUGAGCCUCAAAAGGGUAACAUUUACCUUGCUGGUCAAAAUAUACAAGAUGUGAGUCUGGAGAGCCUUCGGAGAGCAGUGGGAGUAGUGCCUCAGGAUGCUGUCCUCUUCCAUAAUACCAUUUACUACAACCUGUUAUAUGGAAACAUCAGUGCUUCACCUGAGGAUGUGUAUGCAGUGGCAAAAUUAGCUGGACUCCAUGAUGCAAUUCUUCGAAUGCCCCAUGGAUAUGACACCCAAGUAGGGGAACGAGGACUCAAGCUUUCAGGGGGAGAAAAACAAAGAGUAGCAAUUGCAAGAGCCAUUUUGAAGGACCCUCAAGUUAUUCUCUAUGAUGAAGCCACUUCAUCAUUAGAUUCAAUUACUGAAGAGACAAUUCUUGGUGCCAUGAGGGAUGCAGUCAAACACAGAACUUCUAUUUUCAUUGCACACAGAUUAUCAACAGUAGUUGAUGCAGAUGAAAUCAUAGUCUUGGACAAGGGUAAAGUAGCUGAACGUGGUACCCAUCAUGGUUUGCUUGCUAAUCCUGGCAGUAUCUAUUCAGAAAUGUGGCAUACACAGAGCAGCCAUGUGCAGAACCUUGAUAACUCCAAAUGGCAUGCAAAGAAAGAAAAUGUAUCCAAAGAGGAGGAAAGGAAGAGACUACAAGAAGAAAUUGUGAACAGUGUGAAAGGCUGUGGAAACUGUUCUUGCUAAGUCACAUGAGACAUUUCCUUUUUAUUUUUUUUUUUGACUAUACAUUUGCACUGAAGCAAAAUUGUUUCAUUAAAAAAUUAUAUAUUCCCAUUAUCCAUACUCCUUCUUUUAGAUAAGAUUUAUUUGAAAGUGGAUUUGAGUUUUAUAUCUUUUACAAACUCUUAAACUAUAUUUAGCCCCAAAUUAUUUUCUUGUUACUGCCUUCACUUUGCUCAAAUCAUUAUUUUUGUUACUAUCUGACUUUAUCCCAUUUCCAUUUUUGAGGCCUGAGAGCCAUUUGAUGAUAUUCACAACCAGAUGAAUCGGAUUGGUUCCAAAUUUUUAUAGUUUUUAAAACCUCCUUUAUGCUGACAAUUUCGGUGGAAAAUGUCUGUUUGUUUUUAUUAAAAAAAGAGGACAGUAAGGUUCAUUGUUUUUCUUUUCUGCAACCUCCAUUGAAAUAAUUCUAUGAUAGAUAUCUAUACUUACAUGUUUAAAGUGUUUUCCACUAUAACCUUUUUGAGGAAAAACCUCAAUUCUCGUGUUAGUUAAUAUAGAAUGUUCUUCAUCAUUAACCAGCAUUAUAACUAUCAUCUAGUGGUGAGAAUUUUAUUUUUUUUCCACCAAAAUAAGAUACUGCUUUUGUUUUGGACCAAAAUUUAUAUAUUUCUCUUUAAAGACUAAAGAACCCUGAUAUAAUUUGAUAUUUGCCAUACUGGCAGUAAUAGCCUCGGAAGUUAAUAGCUUUUUCUGUUUCCAUCUUAAAUAUACUGCUUUUGUUAUCUGAAGUUACACAAAGAAACAAAUAAAUGAGAUAUGUGCAUGCAUGUGUGUGUGUGCACACGUUCACACGUGAAUAUAGCAACAUCCACUUAAACAUUCUUAGAGACCUUUAGAUAAAUAGGAGAGGGUUAGAUGAACAGGACUCUAAUCUGUAUUGACACUUCAGAGUUACUUUAUUUCAACAUCUCCUCUUUUUCAGUAAUUUAAUGAGUCCCUUUAAGCUUGAUUUAACAGGAGGAGCCCAAAUGAAAUAUUCAAGUUUUACCUGCUGGAAAUAAUUAAUAAAAUAUUGAUAUUUGUUCACUGAGAAAGCUCUUCUCUCUUAUAAUUUGAAUUUGCUUUCAUUUGUUUGGUAGUAAUCAUUCAGUUUGAGAAACUGUAUUUCAUGACCAACCACAUGACUAUAUUAUGAGCCUUUAUUUAUCAGAAAAAGUUUUAAAGUAGUUAUUUUAUUGGUUUAUGGGUUAGUGUGUUUUAAAUGAUAAUUUUGUGUGGGUGAGACUAAUGUUUCCUUGUUUUGUAUAUUCAUUUGUGGGUGGAUACUUAUCUAACUUGAGUAUCCAGUUUUGUUAUAUAAAGGCAAUUUGACAAGUGGCUUGCAACCAGUAUUUCAUGAUUAGUCUUUGACAUCAGAGUAAGUGAUGCAGGAUCUUGCUUUUGAAGUUGUUUAAUACUGAGAUGCAUAAUCAACUGAAAAAUGGGGGGAGGAAUGAACAUUUCUUAAUUUGAAGCCAUAGACAUUAUUACUCUUCUGAAGGGAAAAAAAAGCAAUUCCUUUAAACAAAUCAGCUGUAUUACUAGAAAUGUGCUUAUUCUAGAUAGAAAUUUUGUUUCUGUUAACUCCUUCUAUACAUUUUCAAUGAUGCUGAUGGAAAAGAUUUAGCUAGCUGUAUAAUCAAGCAGGUAAAAUUGAAGUAGCCAUCAGAAAUAUUCAUUUUGAGUGUGAAUAGUGAUAUUCAGAGUAAGUGAUUCUGCAAUGUGUGAAACAUUUAGUCAAA